This is a messenger RNA of Lottia gigantea (owl limpet), 1398 nucleotides long. RefSeq lists its product as hypothetical. Gene Ontology annotation, molecular function: nucleotide binding; DNA-directed DNA polymerase activity; DNA binding. Lineage: Eukaryota; Metazoa; Mollusca; Gastropoda; Lottiidae. Gene Ontology annotation, biological process: DNA replication. The transcript is spliced from 3 exons. The record is from RefSeq and is a predicted model, not a curated record. Bases 1 to 1398 code for a protein of 465 amino acids.
AUGAUAGUCGCUCACGCUCCAAAAACUUAUUUCGGUUCAGGAGAUAUACAAAAAUCAUUGGGUUCUCUUCCUGGAUUUCCAUGGGCGAAAUAUCCCAGAGAAAAACAUCUUCCCGGUCAUAAUUACACUGGUCCAGGUACCAGUUUGGCAGCAAGGGGUAAUUCAUCUAAUCUACCAAUGAAUUUGAGAAAGAUCGAGGAUGUAGACAUUGCAAAAUACACCAAAGAUAAUUGGGAACCUUUAAGACACGAAUGGGAACCUUACGCUAAAAGAGAUACGUUAUGUCUCGGAGCUUGUUUGAUAAAAUACAAUCAAGCAAUGAAAGAAGUUGUAUUUCAGAAUAUUUCCAAUAAUCUAACGGCUCCUUCUUUAUCUUUAAAGGACAAAGUAUUAAAAGAGGAGGAGGCAAAUCGAAAAUCAUUUGAAACGAAUAAAAUGGAUGAAAUUUGUAAUAUAUUAAAGGAAUACACAGAAACAGCAAGUGAUAAUAUAAUAGAUUUAUUCAAAGAAUACAGCGCUAGCACGAAAGAUAAAGCGGAGGUUCAUUCGAGACUUAAAAAAAUAAAAUGUACUAAACUAAUGGCCUUUGAUGCUAACGGUUUGUACGCUUCCGCCAUGUCGGAUUUAGAUAGCGAAUAUCCGAGAGCAGAAAGUGGUAGACCAUUUCGACAAGAAGAAAAUAAAGAAUUUCUCAAGCUCUUUAACGAGCAGAAAUUCAGACCUAGAACUGCUAUUUUAAAAGUCUGGUUUGAAUAUCACAAAAACAUGUUCUUCCAACCCAUACCAGCUAAAGAUAAAAUCACUUUCACGAAUAGAAUAGGUAAAAAGGAAACUGGCACUAAAAUCAGGUUCAGAAAUGGUUUCUGUCACGACGUUUUAACAUCGGUCGAUAUUCAAGAAAAAGUGACAGCCGGUGGACGAAUUAUUAAAAUAUUAGAUGGUAUAGAUUACGAAGAAAAUUUUAAAACCCCACCCUAUAGAGAUUAUAUUUUAAUUUUGAGAGAUUUAAGAAAUAAAUAUAAACGAGAAGGUAAUAUCGUAGGUAGUAAUUGUAUGAAAUUAUUAGGUAAUUCGCUGUAUUCUAUUCAGAAGGAUAUAACUGCAUCGAGACAUCUAUGGAGUGAAGUGACUUUAAAAGCCAACUUCGAUUCACACGUUAUACACUAUGAAAAAGUAAAUGAUAGUCAAUAUAUAGUUGAGAUAAAUGAAGAAGAAAAAGAAUUUGACUGUACACCUCUUAAAUCUACACGACUAACACCUAGUCAUUUGGGAUCAUUCGUUUUAUCUCACAGUAAAAAUAUAAUAGAUAGUUUAUACAUUUCGUCUAGCAAUUGGGAUAAAUUAAAUGAAGGUGGGUUGGUGUCCGAAAAUGAUUAUUGUAAAGGAAAGAAUGAUUAA